Arthroderma uncinatum is the source of this 633-nucleotide messenger RNA. RefSeq lists its product as uncharacterized. The transcript is spliced from 2 exons. Bases 1 to 633 code for a protein of 210 amino acids. The record is from RefSeq and is a predicted model, not a curated record. Lineage: Eukaryota; Fungi; Ascomycota; Eurotiomycetes; Onygenales; Arthrodermataceae.
AUGAAGCUUUCUCUUGCCCUCCUUGGCCUUGCUGCCACCCAGGCACUCGCCAUUGCCAUCCCAGACACUACACCUGAAGACACCGAUGUCCCAGAUCAGCUUACCUUGACCGAAAGACGUCACGCCGGAAGCGGAUGUGCAUCUGACAGCAAGACUGUCCGAUACACCGUUGCCAACGACCGCAGGUCCAUUAUCAUUGAAUACCAAUCUCUCACGGCGAAGAUCAGCUCCCGAACUUCCCCGGCCGACGAACGCACCAACUGCCAGGUCAACCUCGAUGUUGCUGCCCGUAACGGCUUCCAAUUCUCUGUUGCUGGAACGACCUACUAUGGCGCUGCUCGCUUGGACACCGGUGUGACUGGCAGACACGGAAGCAUCUACUACUUCUCUGGAAGCCCCGACCAGUCGUUCACCGCAACCGGCAUCUCUGGCCCACGCAGGGGUAACUACCGCCUGGACAGCGAUGUAAACAAGAGAACCUGGUCUCCAUGCGGUGCAAGCUACCCAUUCAACGUUAACACCGAUGUUCGCAUGGACAGUGACAGCGCAAAUGCCAUCGGCGAGAUGAGCCGAGAGGAUGGUGCCGACGGAACUGUCAAACAGGUUGUCUACCUUGAUUGGAAGCGGUGUUAG